CCCACUGUCCGAGGUUUUGGAUUCGAACGGGACCAAACAAGCCCAGAUAACUACUGGAAUGUCUGCUGCUACUUCUGCUGGGGCGGAAUAUCAACCCCCCGUUUCAAUCGACAACGCUUACAAAACAGAACGUCUGAAUGAGUUAGCCCGCAGAGUCCACCAGGGUUCUGCACAUGCGGGUUUGGCGAUUGUGGCCGAAGAUCAAGCGGAUAACUUGCGACUAGCUGUUUUGGAGAGGCGCGACGAAGCUGAGCAGCGAUUGCUGUCUCAAACGGAAGAACGCUGCACAUAUGUCCACUGCAAAACGUGCAACUAUCGCGCUUGGAAGGCUGCUGACGUAUGUCGCACACAAAAUCACUCGCUGGUUUACCUGAAAGGAACCAAACGAUAUUUUCGCUGUCGAAACUGUUCGAAACGGACAACCACUUUUGAACGAUACCCCUCCGUCUGUUGCAGUAACUGUGGCGAAUCUCUGUUUGAGAAAGCGAGUAUUAUUAAGGAAAUGCAAAAUAAACUGGAGCUAUUGAGCCGCUGAUUUCGCCAUCUGUCAGCUCUAAAGACCCACAUGAAUGUCCGAUGGUUAAGGAUCCAUGGAAAACACAACGACGGAUAAGGUCACGAAACGAAGAGAAGCACUGCGGCCGAAGUGGCUCAAUGUGAUUUCCGGAGAGGAUGUACGGCUCCUCAUUAAGCUCUUUAGCUAUGCUUAGUAUUCUCUUCGCACUCUCCACUUCUGCUUUCGCUUUUCCGUUUAACUGGCUGUGCUGAGGGCUAUUGAUGUGGUGAUCGAAUUUCCACUUCUCACUGAAAGCUCCAACUUCCUUAAUAGUAAAUUCCUACUUCCUCGGUGAUUCCAUAUGGAGAAAAAUUGUCGCGCAGCUUGUUCACCACUGGUCUUUGGCGGUGCAUUAAUACCAAAAUAAUCACUGUUGUACCGUACUGUGAUCAAGUAUUCCUUUCCGUCGGGCGUGAACAGGUCAUCUGCUACUGCGAUUACCAACCAAGUUACUGACUAAAAUCAUCGCACAGCAUGGGGGAAAAGAGUACCUGCACCACAACAAACUUGAUCUGAUGCCCUGUUCCAUCCUAAGGAUUAACGACCUGCAGCGUGAAUGGUGAAUACUGUAAGGAAGCAGCAAAAGGCGCUAUCUCUCCGUAGAUGCAUCCAACAUCCCUGUUACAAUGAUAAUUUGCGGAGGCGAGCCUUCUCGAUAUUUCAUGUCGGC
Molecule: messenger RNA, 1226 nt
Organism: Dicrocoelium dendriticum
Lineage: Eukaryota; Metazoa; Platyhelminthes; Trematoda; Plagiorchiida; Dicrocoeliidae
Source: the annotation of a GenBank genome assembly